Molecule: messenger RNA, 3526 nt
Organism: Pungitius pungitius (ninespine stickleback)
Lineage: Eukaryota; Metazoa; Chordata; Actinopteri; Perciformes; Gasterosteidae
Gene: samd1b
Product: sterile alpha motif domain containing 1b
Exons: 7
Coding region: 436-2430 (664 amino acids)
Biological process (GO): negative regulation of DNA-templated transcription
Cellular component (GO): nucleus
Molecular function (GO): DNA binding; chromatin binding; histone binding
Source: RefSeq, a predicted model, not a curated record
GGUCAGACGUCCACCUUCACCAACCCAUCUGUUGACGCGCGGCUCAAAGUGAUUCACCGAAACGAUAAAAACACGAGCUCAGCAGCGCAAUCUGGACCGGGUGUUGCUGUUUCUUUGGAUGCUAUAAUCUGCAGGCUGAUGAGAUCCAGACUACGAACAAAGAACUCCUCUCCAAUGGACUAAAAAAAAAAAAUCAGCCAAUUCCACCUUAAAUGGCAUUUGCGUCUGUGGCGGAGACCUGGGCGCCAUCUUCGGUCCACCUUAAGCGCACGAUGUGGCCAACGAACGGCCGCGUUCCAGCCAGGCUUCCGUCCUCAUUCUCCGGCCGGGGUUCGCACUUGGGCUUCCCAGCUCCGGCUCCGCGUCACUUGUGAAACAGCAAAGGAGAAAGAAAAAAAGAGACGCACUCAGGCCAAACGCGACCAGCAAGAGAAGAUGUCCGAACCCAAUAAGUACCGAGAGUGGAUCCUGGCAACAAUCGACUCCCUCCGCUCGAGGAAAGCCCGUCCGGAUCUGGAGAGGAUUUGUCGAAUGGUCCGGAGACGACACGGGUCAGACCCGGACCGAACCAGGACAGAACUGGAAAAACUGAUUCAAGAGCAGACGGUGCUCAAAGUUAGCUACAAGGGGUCCAUAUCGUACCGGAAUGCCGCGAAGGUGCAAAGGAAAAGCAGAAAGAAGAGUGAGUUUACGGCGGCGGGCGGCAGCGCGGAGGCGGCGGCGAGGGAGCGACCCAAACGCGACCCCCUCAACAACAACAACAACAACAACAACAACAACCACGGCGACAGCGCGCACAGCUUCACCGACCAGGGGGAGGACUCGGAGCCCAGCCCGGACCCCCGCGCCCCUCAAGCAUCAGCCAGCGCCGCCGACCAGAAGCGCAAGCCCGCCUCCAGCCCGAGUAGCGGAAACCGGAGCCUCGUUUGUGGCGCAACAACGGGCUGCGGUGCCGGGAGCGGCUGUAAAGAAGCAAGUGCGCCGGGAGACACGGGAUUAGGACCGCGGGGAGCGGGGGACUGCCCGCCGCCCGGUCCGCGCCUCGGGACGAACCAACACGGCGGCGGUGAUGCGAGCGGCGCGGCGGCGGGCGACGCCGAGGCGUCUCCCGGGGAAAUGGAGCCGUGUGUGUCGGGGGAUGACACGCGGGACACAACUUGCUCCGGGAGCGUCCGCAACGUCCCGCAACAACAACAGCAGCAGCAACAACGGGGACACAAGCCGACUGAGUCCCUCGAGCCCAAACUUCCAGUCGGAGUCGGGGGAGGGGAAAAGGGAGGGGGGGGCACCGGAGCAGCGGGGAGCCACGCCAACUCCGAGCUGGGCGACAGAUUGGUGGCUUCUGUUCGCAGCCUGUCCGGGAAAAGCAUCCGCGGGGGGGGCUCCGCGGCCACCGCCACCGGAGGCCACAUGAAGCCGCUCGGCCUGAAGGAGAUUUUGGGCUAUUUGAGCAGCCAGGAGCGGUUGUCGGAAGAAAAGCUGACCCGAGGCAAAGUCAAAGUGGUCAUGGAGAGAGAGGUGGCCAGGGGCCGACUGCGCAGGACGCGCUGCGGGAACAUUACUCUUCCUCUGAGGGGGGCGGAGGCGGCGGCGGAGCCGAAGAGUGCGUCCGCUGACGGACCGGCGAGGAGCGCGCUGCGGGGCGCGCACGCGGGGACAAAGCCGCUGCCCCCCUCUCUCCGGGAGGAUGAGCCGAUGGAGACAGGCAGCGAAGAACAGGAACGAGAGGAGGAGGAGGAGGAGGAACAUGAGGAGGAGGUUUCCCCGAGUUCUGAUGAGGAGGCGGGAGGACGAUCCCCGGUAGCCAUGACAACCGAACCUGAGCUCAUUGAGAAAACCACAGAUGUUGAGAUCCAGACAUCAUCAAAGAGGGAGAGCCCUCAGCACGGGUCAAAAGGGAGGUGUGGGCUUGAUUCCCUCACCAGGACGAGGCGUUUACCUGUUCAGGGUGCUUUGCUGUCACAAUGUGACAGAGAAAAGUUGGAGGACACAGCCUCCAAUCAGCUGCAUAUUGAGGCCCAAAUGCAACAUGACAGAAUCCACCUCACGGACUUUGACAGCUUUGAGUCCAAAACGGAAGUCGGCGUGUCGUCCUGCCUGCUCACACCCACUGCGUCUCCGAGAGACUCCGGCGUGUCCGAGGAGCGAGGGGUGGACGGAGGAGGAGGGUUUGUAAAGUCUGAAGGAGCCAGUGGGGGCCCAGUGGACUGGACAGUGUCUGAUGUAGUCAGUUAUUUCACAGCAGCCGGUUUCCCUGAACAGGCCUCUGCCUUCAGGGCCCAGGAAAUCGAUGGCAAGUCUCUUCUCCUCAUGCAGCGUAACGAUGUUUUGACUGGCCUGUCAAUCAGACUCGGGCCCGCCCUCAAGAUCUAUGAGCGCCAUGUAAAGGUUCUGCAGAAAACACACUUUGAGGAUGAAGACUGUGAAUGACUGUUAUGUCUGUAUCUACAUAUAGCUCCAGUGAUCCUAUAAAAAUGCAUGCAUGAUGUAUCUGCUUUACUUUUAAUCUCUUGUCAAACAGCACACACACACACACACACACACACACACACACACACACACACACACACACACACACACAACUCUGCUCCUCUUCCUCUGGCCCUCUAAACUGUUGUGGUCCAGACACGACACCCACAAAAACAAGACUGGAUGGACAACGAGGAUUUUUUACCAAACAGCACAAAUGUUAAAGGGAGAAAGCAGACUCAUAACAUGUUGUAACGCAGAGGUGGAUAAAAAAAGGUAAUGCAGUUCCUCUUUUUUAUUUACGAUGAUCAAGCACUUUGCCAUUUCUUGACCAAACUGUGCAUAAUGGUUAGUUUUUAGACGGCUUUUUUGUGCGGACCUUUAUGCACAUUUCAAAAGAGGUCCACGUGAUUCUGUGUAAAAGUACUGUUUUUGAGAUUUUAAUUCAAAGGUCUCUCGCAUGUGGGUGCGUCUCUGUCAUUGUACACUCUCUGUAUGUGUGUGUGUGUGUGUGGAGGCAUCACGGAGCAUGUUGGAUGGAGCAGAAACUUUUAGAAAUUGACCAUCUCAGAAGCUGGGUGGACCCUCCAUAAAUCGUCCUGUAUAUAUCUGGAUGAAAUGCGAUGCAGGGUUCACGACCUUGUGACAAAGGGUUGCCGGUCGAAGCAAUAAGUCCAUAGCUCCUCAUAGAUGUUUGAGAGGUUGUUGAAUCUUGUCGACAGGUUGUUUUUAUGCAUCUUAAUGAAUCCUACCGAUCAAAAUCUAUGACAUUUGGUUUUUCAACAGGUUUUUAAGCAGAGCUGGCCAUGAAUUUUACAAAGACCGACCUCGUCAUCCGUUGCCCACAAAGCUUAAGUACGGAUAAACUUAAAUGACGCCAUGUUUCUCUCUUUUUCCCCCCCGUUGUUUGAUGCCACUGGUCAGCAGGUGUCACUAGUAGUUACUAUUGAACAACGGCCUUUUAGUACAUAGUUACCCUGAGGUUGUUAAACUGGCCUCACAGACCAGUGUGGUAAAUGUAAUCCAUUUACUGGUCUGAAAUCAGCAGAACAAUCAA